Spea bombifrons (plains spadefoot toad) is the source of this 1466-nucleotide messenger RNA. Its product is annotated as dnaJ homolog subfamily A member 4-like. The transcript is spliced from 8 exons. Gene Ontology annotation, molecular function: Hsp70 protein binding; ATP binding. Gene Ontology annotation, cellular component: cytosol; cytoplasm. NCBI's taxonomy places the organism in Eukaryota, Metazoa, Chordata, Amphibia, Anura, Pelobatidae. The coding region runs from base 38 to 1228 and encodes 396 amino acids. The record is from RefSeq and is a predicted model, not a curated record. Gene Ontology annotation, biological process: protein refolding; response to heat.
GAGUAACUCAGGUCUACCGAUCUGCACAAACGGCAAGAUGGUGAAGGAGACAGGUUAUUAUGAUACCCUUGGGGUGAAACCCAAUGCGACUCCCGAUGAGAUUAAAAAGGCCUACAGGAAGUUGGCUCUGAAGUAUCACCCUGACAAGAACCCCAAUGAAGGAGAAAAGUUCAAGCUAAUCUCCCAGGCCUAUGAAGUGUUAUCUGACCCCAAAAAAAGAGAUAUCUAUGACCAGGGUGGGGAACAGGCCAUUAAGGAAGGAGGAAUGAGUGGCAGCAACUUCUCCUCUCCAAUGGACAUUUUUGACAUGUUCUUUGGGGGUGGUGGCCGCAUGAACAGGGAGAAGAGAGGCAAGAAUGUGGUCCAUCAGCUCUCCGUAUCAUUAGAAGACCUGUAUAAUGGAGCAAGCAGGAAGCUGGCACUGCAGAAGAAUGUAAUUUGUGACAAGUGUGAAGGCCGUGGUGGCAAAAAGGGAGCAUUGGAGAAAUGUGCAACAUGUAAGGGACGAGGCAUCCAGAUUAUCGUACAGCAGCUUGCCCCAGGCAUGGUCCAGCAGAUACAGACUAUGUGUUCUGAUUGUCGUGGGGAGGGUGAGCGUAUAAAUCCCAAAGAUCGCUGCAAACAUUGUAAUGGCAACAAGGUUGUUCGUGAAAAGAAGAUCCUGGAGGUUCACAUUAAGAAAGGCAUGAGGGAUGGACAGAAGAUUGUGUUCCAUGGCGAGGGGGAUCAGGAGCCUGGUCUAGAGCCUGGAGAUGUGCUUAUUGUCCUGGAUCAGAGAGACCAUGAUGUAUUCCAAAGACAGGAUGACAACCUCAUUAUGAAAAUGGAAAUCCAGCUAGUAGAAGCAUUAUGUGGCUUUAAAAAGACAAUAGACACUAUGGACGGCCGUAUUCUUUUAAUCACAUCUCAUCCAGGUGAAGUAAUAAAGGAUGGACACUUGAAAUGCGUUCAGAACGAGGGCAUGCCGCUGCAGAGAGACCCCUUUGAGAAAGGACUAUUGAUCAUCCAGUUUCUGGUUAAAUUCCCUGAAAAUCACUGGCUUCCUUUGGAGAAGCUUCCUGUGUUGGAGGCGUUGCUUCCGCCUAGGGAAGAGGAAAUGGUGACGGAUGACAUGGAUGUAGUUGAACUUACAGAGUUUGACAUUAGAGAGCAGAGCAGACAAUACAGAGGAGAAGCAUACGAGGAAGAUGGGCGACCCAGGGGAGGGGUGCAGUGUCAGACCUCCUGAGUUAGUUACAAAGCACCCGACGCGUUUUCUGGUUAUAACUCUGUUCUGUUAGCUGCAAGUCGCAUUCCAGCAGGUUACGUCCUCAAACUGUUCGGUUACCAACCGAUGGACUGUUGAACAGGAAAGUGAUGUUUAUUUUCUUACAGUGCAUCGCCACUUUAAUUUAUAUGUAAAUGCUAUGUUUAUACAGUAUUUAAAACAUUCUCUUUGUUCUUAAUAAAUAUGUGAAACCUCAAAA